AUGGCGAAAGUGCAGAGCCAGGAGGCGGAGCAAUCGGAUUCGCCAAACGAUGACCGUGACUCGACCAUACUUCAUGAGCUAAGGGGGCUGCGAAAAGAAUAUGCGGAAGCGGUAUCAGACAACAAGAGAGCACUGGCUAGACUUGAGGUGAGCAUUGGAGAGCUCAUGGUCAGGACAACGUCCCUGGAGCAGAAGGUGGUUCACAUGGAGGAAAGAUUGGGAAAUAAUGAAGACAAGAUGACACGGAUGCAGCGGGCGGCGACAUUUUUGCUACGGGAAACGACUAUACUAUCAGAAAAAUGCAAUGACUUGGAGUCGAGAAUGAGGCGCAACAACAUAAGAAUAGGCUACAUGGCAUUCCCAAGGAUUCAAAUCACACAAGGGAUGGACUUGUGUAUUGAAAGAGCACACCGCUCACUGGUGAACAAACCAAAGGACAGCACGGUCCCCCCGAGAGCGAUCAUAGUACGCUUCUUGGAUUAUAAGAUGAAGGAACAAGUGAUAAAGCAAGCCUGGAAACAGAAGAUUUGCUAUGAAGGGCAGUCUGUUUAUUUCAAUCAAGACUACACAACGGAGGUCCAAAAGAAAAGAAAACAGGUCAGGGAAGUCAUCAAACAACUGAAGGAAAGGAAUGUGAAGGCGCAGUCUCCCUAUCCGGCCCAACUGAAAGUGUUUUUGGACACCGGAAAAAAGACAUUCAGCAAAGUGGAGGAAGCGGCGCCUAUGCUGAAGGAGAUGGGUAUCACGGUGAAGGAGGACAGACUGGAGAGAAUUCAACAUUUGAUGACGCAGAAGGUAAAGGGGACCGGACACGGGGGCAAAAAGAGACAGCCCCAAAUGACAGAGGCGGAUCUGAGGGCAGUCCUGGAGUGA
Messenger RNA from Menidia menidia (Atlantic silverside), 873 nucleotides. The record is from the annotation of a GenBank genome assembly. NCBI's taxonomy places the organism in Eukaryota, Metazoa, Chordata, Actinopteri, Atheriniformes, Atherinopsidae.